AUGAACUCUUUCAUCACCACGUUUUUCCUUACGCUUUUCAUUGUCUUCAAUGUCGUCGUCUCCGCUCCCCUAGCUGCGCGAGAUGUAUACUCUCCCCCAGUCAAGUACCCUGGCUCGGGUACGACGUGGAAGGUCGGAAGCCGCCACAAUGUUACUUGGGACGCGUCGAACCCGCCUGCAAGCAUCACGAACCCAGAAGGAGUGAUCUUCCUGUCUACCAAUGGGCGUCUCGAUGUCGACCAUCCUCUUGCAUCGGGUUUCGACAUCACCAGCGGCAGACAAGAAGUUCAAGUGCCUCAGGUCGCACCUGGCACCCAAUAUCAGAUCGUCUUGAUGGGUGACUCUGGCAACAGGGGCGAAUAUUUCGCUAUCGAGGCCUAA
Messenger RNA from Desarmillaria tabescens, 381 nucleotides. RefSeq lists its product as uncharacterized. The transcript has 4 exons. The coding region runs from base 1 to 381 and encodes 126 amino acids. The record is from RefSeq and is a predicted model, not a curated record. NCBI's taxonomy places the organism in Eukaryota, Fungi, Basidiomycota, Agaricomycetes, Agaricales, Physalacriaceae.